Molecule: messenger RNA, 2179 nt
Organism: Cercospora beticola
Lineage: Eukaryota; Fungi; Ascomycota; Dothideomycetes; Mycosphaerellales; Mycosphaerellaceae
Gene: GLC7
Product: type 1 serine/threonine-protein phosphatase catalytic subunit GLC7
Biological process (GO): regulation of mitotic cell cycle; chromosome segregation
Cellular component (GO): cytoplasm; nucleus
Molecular function (GO): protein serine/threonine phosphatase activity
Source: RefSeq, a predicted model, not a curated record
AGGCCCGUCGCACGCGUGGCCGUGAGCGGGCUAUUGCGCAGAGAGCCCCGUCGGCUGCAUAUUGGUUGGGCUGUGAUGGUGAAGGGGAGAGUGCACGACCGCCCAGCUGCCUGCCUUCCUUUCGCUGUGCUUGGCAGACGAGCCGGCGUUGUUGUUUGGCGAGCACCGCUCCUUCUUCCCUUGCGCGCUCUCUCAACCAACAUUGCCUCUGCCUCGACUGCACACCUUCACACGCCCGCCCGUGCUCGACGACUGACGACCUGCAUCCGCCGUGUUGCCUGCCCCCGUCCCGCCUGCGCAACUUCAUCCAUCGCCGAGCGGUGAAAACCUCGACGCCUGACGCACUUGCGCGCCCACUCUUGUCACUGGGCCCCCUCCCCUCCGCAUCACGACAGCGACACAAUCUCGCCCGUCACUCGUCCUCACUGCGCCUGCCCGCAAGCCUCAGUGGACGUCCGACUCCGCUCCCUCCGACCCAGCAAAAGCCUCGUCGCCCCUGGUCAUCCGAGCGGGACCUGAAGACUCGAAACUAUUGUCUAGACACACGUCAUUGGCAGCACUCUGCAAUAGUGGUACACAGGCAUACGAACAGAGUCUGCGCUGCUCCCUCGAGCCUUUGCGCUCAUCCGCUUCACGUUCGUCUUUUCGCCCCUGUGCUGGGCUGCGGCGCUCUCUACGCGACUGGCUGAGAGUACCUUCCGCUUCGACGUCCUCUCUCCCCCUCCCAACCGCCGACCAUGGCGGACCAAAACGAUGUGGACUUGGACUCCAUCAUCGAUCGUCUCCUCGAAGUGCGCGGCAGCCGCCCGGGAAAGCAGGUGCAGUUGCUGGAGACCGAGAUUAGAUACCUCUGCACCAAGGCUCGUGAGAUCUUCAUCUCUCAGCCCAUACUGCUGGAGCUCGAAGCUCCAAUCAAGAUUUGUGGUGACAUCCACGGACAGUACUACGAUCUGUUGCGCCUGUUCGAGUACGGCGGCUUCCCACCAGAGGCCAACUAUCUCUUCCUAGGCGAUUACGUUGACCGCGGCAAGCAAUCUCUCGAAACCAUCUGCCUACUCCUCGCCUACAAGAUCAAAUACCCUGAGAAUUUCUUCAUUUUGCGUGGCAACCACGAGUGCGCGUCCAUCAACCGCAUUUACGGCUUCUACGAUGAGUGCAAGAGACGCUACAACAUCAAGCUCUGGAAAACCUUCACCGAUUGCUUCAACUGCUUGCCAAUCGCCGCCAUCAUCGACGAGAAAAUCUUCACCAUGCACGGAGGCCUGAGUCCAGAUCUGAACUCAAUGGAGCAGAUUCGCCGCGUCAUGCGCCCAACAGAUAUCCCAGACUGUGGCCUGCUCUGUGACCUGUUGUGGUCAGACCCCGACAAGGACAUCACUGGUUGGUCGGAGAACGAUCGUGGUGUUUCCUUCACGUUUGGCCCGGAUGUCGUCUCGCGAUUCUUGCAAAAGCACGACAUGGACCUCAUCUGUCGUGCGCAUCAAGUCGUCGAGGACGGCUACGAGUUCUUUUCCAAGCGUCAAUUGGUGACACUCUUCUCUGCGCCGAAUUACUGUGGUGAAUUCGACAAUGCUGGCGCUAUGAUGAGCGUGGAUGAGUCGUUGCUCUGCUCAUUCCAGAUUCUGAAGCCGGCAGAGAAAAAGCAGAACAGAUUCGGGCGACGAUAAAGUGGGCAAAGCGACAGAUGAAAUCUUUGAAAGCAAAGUGCAUCCAAUUCACCUUCUGUGCCGAGUCCGGAUAGCUGCUGGCAGAGACUUGCGGCAAUGCGUGUACGACAUCACUGAACGAGGCGGAGACACGAUUCACAAAAUGAAAGGUCGGGAGAUGGCCGCGCAAGAAAUCGACGAGACGGAGGUGGUGUGUACGAUUUUGCAUGGGUUAAGAGCAGUCUGGUGGCAGCGGCCGGAGGAACAUGCCGGUCUGCCACGUUCUCACGCGCACUCGCACACAAGUCGCGCAAGUGGUGAUGGCAGCAUUGGUGGAUGCUGUUACUGCUGCGAUGGCGGGUUCUGUCGAAUACGCUGAGCGCUGUUUACUCCAUACGUUCAACAAGGUGCUUUACUGCUGAUGUUCUCUCCAACCCUGUCACAUACAUGACAACAAUAGACACAGAAAUGGCCGCGUAAGUUGUUUCUGGGUUUACCGUUCAGGCAUUGCAUAUGACAUCGCACGUAGUGAA